CCCUCCUCCCUCUCCAUCCCCCAUCGGCGUCUGGGCCUCAUCCCCUUCUCUGUCUCCCUCUCCUCCCCCAUUACUUCCCCAGACACUGACACCCCAGUACUCCAGUCUCCCCAGUCUCAGCUUUGGUCUCCAGCCCCGUCUGCCCGAGGAUUUGCCUGAAGGUCGCCCCCAACUCUGCACCCGCCCUCCCCGAGGGCCACCGAGGACCAUGACUAAGACAGAUCCUGCCCCGAUGGCCCCUCCACUCCGAGGAGAGGAGGAGGAAGAGGAGGAGGAGGAGGAACCUGUGCCCGAGGCUCCCAGCCCCACCCUGGAGCGCAGGCAGAAGCCUGUUGUGCACCCCUCCGCACCUGCCCCCCUUCCCAAAGACUACGCCUUCACCUUCUUCGACCCCAACGAUCCCGCGUGCCAGGAGAUCCUGUUCGACCCACAGACCACCAUCGCUGAGCUUUUUGCCAUUGUGCGCCAGUGGGUACCCCAAGUCCAGCACAAGAUCGAUGUGAUUGGCAAUGAGAUUCUGCGUCGAGGCUGCCAUGUGAACGAUCGUGACGGGCUGACCGACAUGACGCUGCUUCAUUACGCGUGCAAGGCUGGGGCGCACGGAGUCGGGGACCCCGCGGCGGCGGUGCGUCUCUCACAGCAGCUGCUGGCCCUGGGCGCCGAUGUGACCCUACGCAGCCGCUGGACUAACAUGAACGCGCUCCACUAUGCUGCGUACUUCGACGUGCCGGACCUCGUCCGCGUGCUGCUGAAGGGAGCCCGGCCGCGAGUGGUGAACUCCACGUGCAGUGACUUCAACCACGGCUCAGCCUUGCAUAUCGCUGCUUCCAACCUGUGCCUGGGCGCCGCCAAAUGUUUGCUGGAGCACGGUGCCAAUCCAGCGCUGCGGAACCGAAAGGGACAGGUGCCGGCGGAGGUGGUUCCAGACCCCAUGGACAUGUCCCUGGACAAGGCAGAGGCGGCCCUGGUGGCCAAGGAACUGCGAACUCUGCUGGAGGAGGCCGUGCCGCUCUCCUGUGCCCUGCCCAAGGUCACGCUCCCCAACUAUGACAACGUCCCAGGCAAUCUCAUGCUCAGCGCCCUGGGCCUACGCCUGGGAGACCGCGUGCUGCUGGACGGCCAGAAGACAGGCACACUGCGGUUCUGCGGGACCACGGAGUUCGCCAGCGGCCAGUGGGUGGGUGUGGAGCUGGAUGAACCAGAGGGCAAGAACGAUGGCAGCGUUGGGGGUGUCCGGUACUUCAUCUGCCCCCCCAAGCAGGGUCUCUUUGCCUCUGUGUCCAAGAUCUCCAAGGCCAUGGAUGCUCCCCCCUCGUCCGUCACCUCCACGCCUCGGACUCCCCGAAUGGACUUCUCCCGUGUCACUGGCAAAGGUCGCAGGGAACACAAAGGCAAGAAGAAACCCUCGUCAUCCCCGUCUCUGGGCAGCCUGCAGCAGCGCGAGGGAGCCAAGGCUGAGGUGGGAGACCAGGUGCUCGUGGCGGGCCAGAAGCAAGGGGUUGUGCGCUUCUACGGGAAGACAGACUUUGCUCCAGGUUACUGGUACGGCAUCGAGCUCGACCAGCCUACCGGCAAGCACGACGGCUCUGUCUUUGGCGUUCGGUACUUCACCUGCCCCCCGCGGCAUGGAGUCUUUGCACCAGCUUCCCGGAUUCAGAGAAUUGGUGGAUCGACCGACCCCCCUGGGGACAGUAUUGGAGCCAAAAAAGUGCAUCAAGUGACAAUGACGCAGCCCAAACGCACCUUCACGACAGUCCGGACCCCGAAGGACAUCGCAUCAGAGAACUCCAUCUCCAGGUUGCUCUUCUGCUGCUGGUUUCCUUGGAUGCUGAGGGCGGAGAUGCAGUCUUAGAGGCCCUGGACAUAUAGCAAAGACACAGCACCCCCUCUCGUGUCUCCUGACAUAAGGAGCCCCCAUGUCACCCUGAGAUAAGAGAUCCCCAGUAACACAUCCAGAAUAGAGACCCCACUAGCCAGCCCUCAAUCACUGAGGCCCCAUUAUUAACAUGAUAACCCCCCAAAUACAGAACCCAUGUUAUCCAGAAAGAGAUUUCCUGAGUGUAGCACCUUCAGGCUAGUCCCUGUUCCCAGUCCCUCAGAGUAGACCCUCUAAUUAACAGAUUUCUACAUCACCCCAAAUGAUGGUGACCUCCACAUAAUGCUCCAUACCAGAAUAUUCCCAGGUCACUCAUCACUGGAUCAGAACCCCCACUAGCAAAGACACCCCCUCCCAUCAAGUCCCUGUGAAAUAAACACAGGUCAUACCUCCAGAGCAAUAGAGUCACAGGCCUUCAUCCCACAUUUAACAUCAGUUCCCUCAAGAUGCUGUGACCCUAGUGGUCAGCUCAAUUUCCCCGCCAUUAACAAAACCCCUGUUCUUACUCUUCAAGAAGAGACCCACAUUAACCGGCCCUACUGUCACCCCUAAUUUAUAGACACCAAAACAGUCCUGGAAGUGCUAAUUACAGGACCCCCAAGUCUUCCUGUCCUCUGCACCCUCAAGAAACCCCCAGUGCCUUGUAUGAAGCCCUCCCCACAUGGCCCAAAGCCCCUGUGCUGGCCAGGCUCCCAGAAAAUUCUCUAUUUUUUAAGUAAUGACUUCCCCCUUGGGGGACCCCAAAUUUGGAGACCCCAUUAUGACAUCCUGGGGAUCCUAAGCCCUAGAGUAAAUAACCAAACUCCCUUAUGCACCCUAGUUCCAUAACCCCUAGAAAAUCCCAAGGCCCUAACUCCCAGGACCCCCAAAUCAUGGAUUUUUGGGGAAAUCCCCAGGGAAUCCUAAAUUUAAAAAUCCAAUCCCAAACCCCCCAGGAAACCCCAAUUCUGGAGGUCCUUGUGCCCGGGAUGGAGGAGACUGCAACCAGGAUGUGCAUCCCAGGCAACCAAGGUACCUCCAGUGCUCUUCAUAGCCACCCGGAGACCUCAAACUGGAAUUCUCAACCCUGGAACCCCGGAGGACUUCGAUAUCAAGUCCAUGGAUCUCAAGACAUUAAAAUCCCAAAGCCCCAGCCCCAAGGGAACCCCCAAAUCCUACAGCCUCCAUCUUUACUACAUGAAGGGCCUCAAGGCCUUGAGGGGAUCCCUAAUCCUGGAGCCCUCACUUCAAUCUACCUUCUGGUCACAGGUUCAAAACACCCAAUCUGAGUAACUGGCCCCAAAGGACCUCACAGGCACCAGGGCCAGGCCAACAGCCUGAGGGAGACCCUGAAGACCCAGGGAGGUCCAGGGCGGACCUGGGGCCUUCACCACCAAGGACAGCUCACGACUGCCCCUUCACUGCAUGUCCCCUCAGCAUGACCCCUGCCCCCGUCAAUAAAGAUGUUUCUAUGGCU
Messenger RNA from Condylura cristata (star-nosed mole), 3332 nucleotides. RefSeq names its product CAP-GLY domain containing linker protein 3 (gene CLIP3). NCBI's taxonomy places the organism in Eukaryota, Metazoa, Chordata, Mammalia, Eulipotyphla, Talpidae. Gene Ontology annotation, molecular function: microtubule plus-end binding. Gene Ontology annotation, cellular component: nucleus; microtubule plus-end; cytoplasm. The record is from RefSeq and is a predicted model, not a curated record. The transcript has 14 exons. The coding region runs from base 209 to 1852 and encodes 547 amino acids. Gene Ontology annotation, biological process: cytoplasmic microtubule organization.